Messenger RNA from Nothobranchius furzeri (turquoise killifish), 1993 nucleotides. RefSeq names its product nucleobindin 1 (gene nucb1). NCBI's taxonomy places the organism in Eukaryota, Metazoa, Chordata, Actinopteri, Cyprinodontiformes, Nothobranchiidae. Gene Ontology annotation, molecular function: calcium ion binding. The record is from RefSeq and is a predicted model, not a curated record. Gene Ontology annotation, cellular component: extracellular exosome; endoplasmic reticulum-Golgi intermediate compartment.
AACUGCGCUGCACGCUAGUGACGUCAUUUCCAUCAGACCCGAAAACAGGUUCGUGGAUUUUGAUGGCAUCCAGGCGAAGGAUGAACCUGAAACCUGGCUGGCUGAUGCUCCUGCUCAUGCCCGCGGCAGUGUGGUCGGUGCCCAUCAAUCACGAUGGAGCCAGUCAGGAGCCUAAAGAGGAAGUUCAGGAAGAGAGCAUGGACACGGGUCUGUACUACGACCGGUACCUCAGAGAGGUGAUCGAGGUUUUGGAGACUGAUCCUCACUUCAGAGAGAAACUGCAGACAGCAAACACAGAGGACAUUAAGAACGGACGUCUCAGUAAAGAACUGGACCUGGUCAGUCACCAUGUGAGAACUCGACUGGAUGAGCUGAAGCGACAGGAAGUUUCACGCCUAAGGAUGCUGCUGAAGGCCAAGCUGGACAGCACAAACACACAGAGCCUUCAGAUGGACCACUCCUCUCUGUUGAAGCAGUUUGAACAUCUGGAUCCACACAAUCAAAACACCUUUGAGGCCAAAGACCUCGAGCUUCUGAUCUCAGCAGCUACAAAGGACCUUGAGAACUAUGACGCUGAGAGGCAUGACGAGUUCAAGCGCUACGAGAUGCUGAAGGAGCAUGAGAGGCGGGAGUACCUGAAAGGCCUGGACCAGGAGAAGAGGGAGAAGGAGGAGAAGAGGAUGCAGGAUCUGAAGGAGAAACACCGCCAGCAUCCUAAAGUCAAUGCUCCAGGUAGUGUUGCUCAGCUGAGGGAGGUUUGGGAGGAGACUGAUGGAUUGGAUCCUCACGAGUUCAACCCAAAAACUUUCUUCAAACUUCACGACACAAAUGAAGAUGGUGUUUUAGAUGAGCAGGAAUUAGAGGCACUUUUCACAAAAGAGCUGGAGAAGGUUUAUGAUCCGAAGAAUGAGGAGGAUGACAUGAUGGAGAUGGAGGAAGAAAGGCUGAGGAUGAGGGAGCAUGUCAUGAAAAACGUGGACACCAAUAAGGACCGACUCGUCAGCUUGGAGGAGUUCCUCAAAUCCACAGAGAGAAAGGAGUUCAAUAAUCCCAAAGAGUGGGAGACACUGGAUGCGAAGCCGGCUUACACUGAAGAUGAGCUCCAGCGAUUUGAAGCUGAGCUCAGAGACAAAGAGGAAGAGCUGAAGAGGAAGGCAGAAACUCUUCAUCAGGAGCAGGAGCUGUUGAGGGAGAGAGGCAAAGCCCUGGAGGCCCAGAAAAGAGAGUACCAGCAGGCAGUGUUAGAAUUGUCACAGAGGAAGAAAGAACAGCAGGCGGCAGUUGGGCAGCCUCCAGCGGGUCCUAAUGGAGAAUUACAGUUUCAGCCACAGACACACACCCCUGAAGAGGCCGAAGCCCCAGCAGGAGCCCGGAACAGCCUACCAGCAGAACCUCCACAGAAUCUUCCCAUCCACACCUAAUGAAACACACACACCUGUUUUACUGAACUGUGAUUGAAAAAUGUGUUUUAUGGGUAAUGUACAGCCUCACUGGCUUCUUCAUCUUAAUAUAUUUUGCUGUGUGUUCAUCUCAGUGGUCUAUAUUAGAUUUAAGAUGUAUAUAACACACAAGCUGUUAGUGCGUGCAUGUUCAUGUAUCUUCAGUUCCACUGAAGCUUUUUAUUCAUGCAAAGUUCUAAAAGUGCUAUCACAAAUAAAUAAGACCACCAAACCUGACGUUUUGAGCUCAUGUUUUUUAACAGAGUUGGUCAUGAGGGAAAUAAGCAAGCCUUACAUACUUUGUUCCUUAUUACAUGUUGGACUGUAUUCCCUACACUCUCGUUUUAAAGUGUUUGAAGGCCCAGUGAUGUCAUCAAAGUCAUCAAACAUCUUCUCUUGUCUCAUUUCCCUUUUGUUUAAGCAAAAGUUUCACCAUUCAGUGGUAAUACAUUUGUCUGGGUUUAUAAUUGCAUUUGUCCGUUGUCUUGUUGCCAGAUUGUUGCUUGUUAUGUUGUGAUAAAAAGCAAUACAAUAAAUGGAAUUAAUCAUUUUUA